Dalotia coriaria is the source of this 703-nucleotide messenger RNA. RefSeq names its product ER membrane protein complex subunit 5 (gene EMC5). The transcript is spliced from 3 exons. The coding region runs from base 164 to 484 and encodes 106 amino acids. The record is from RefSeq and is a predicted model, not a curated record. NCBI's taxonomy places the organism in Eukaryota, Metazoa, Arthropoda, Insecta, Coleoptera, Staphylinidae.
GCUUAAAAUCCUGAUGACAGCUGACAUCAGCUGAAAGCUCAAAAUCACCUAAGCUCGUGUUGUGCGUGGUGUUGCGUUUAAUUAAUUUUAAUUAUUAUUUAUAAAACGCUGAGAAUUCGUGUGAAUAAUUACUAAGCCAAAUAAUUACCAAAAAGGAUUUAAAAUGGCAGCAACGUUUAGUCAUCGUGUGUUAUUAACACUCGGCUUUCUCUCACUAUUUCAUGCCGCGUAUUCCGCAGCUCAACAUCGAUCAUAUUUACGCAUAAAUGAACAAAAGUUUACGUAUUUACCACUUGAUAUCACAAUUCAAGCUGUAUGCAGCUUGUUUAUAAUCAUGUGCGGAGUAUUAAAAAUUGCUGGUGAAUUCAAGGAAAUUAAAGCCUCAGCUGACUUGAAGGAAAAGUCUUGGGACUCAUAUAAAAACCAACCUUCAUUUUACUCAUUCAACCACAGAGGCAAAUCACUAGCAAUGGCCACAUUUUAAUAUAACAGUGUGUAUUCAUUUAUUUAAAUCUAUAAUUAUUUAACACCUCAAAGGAUCUAUUGAGUAUUAACAACUCCUUAAACAAUACACAUAGUUAAAUGCUUAAUGUGAAGAAUGUUGAAUGUGUAUCACACUCACACAUCCUAAGCAAAUUGGAUUAAACACACAGACACACACCAUUUGGAUGGCAUUCAAUAAAGUUUUUUCAGUUGCUCAUAA